Lingula anatina is the source of this 1174-nucleotide messenger RNA. Its product is annotated as nucleoporin p54. Gene Ontology annotation, molecular function: structural constituent of nuclear pore. The record is from RefSeq and is a predicted model, not a curated record. Gene Ontology annotation, biological process: protein localization to nuclear inner membrane; NLS-bearing protein import into nucleus; nuclear pore organization. Lineage: Eukaryota; Metazoa; Brachiopoda; Lingulata; Lingulida; Lingulidae. Gene Ontology annotation, cellular component: nuclear pore; nuclear pore central transport channel.
CUUAUUGGACAAGACAUCACUGAACAACAGCGUAACCUUGCUAACAUGGUGGCAAGAACAGAGCAGUACAAGCGCAAACACUUAGAGCUGGGGCACAGAGUUCUCCAGGUGAUGGUUCGUCAGGAGAUCUACAGGAAGCUGGGCUAUGCCAUCCAGGCAGAUGAAGAACAACUGAGAGUUCAGUUAGAAGCUUUGCAGGGGGAGCUGAAUGCACCCACACAAUUCAAGGGACGCUUGAAUGAGCUCAUGUCACAAAUUAGGAUGCAGAACCAACUUGUUACAUCAAGGAGUGAGGCCAAUUAUCAGUUGGAUACUGCCAUGCAGUUAGAAAUAAGACAGCACUUGAAACAGCAACAAGAAGGACUGCAACAUCUUAUCAGCAUAAUUAAGGAUGAUAUGGAGGAUUUGAAGUUAAUAGAGCAGGGGUUGGUUGUUGAUGUUAAACAACAAAAAAGGUGAUCUCAAAAGACCUGCAAGCUACCAAAACAGAACACAAAACAACCAAUGAAGAAUGAAGACAUUUUCUUUUGUAAUAAAUGGAUCUCUGAGAACCAAUAUAUAGCCACAAGAUAGUGAAAACAAAGCAAAGAUGGCAUAGUUUCAAUGUAAAAGAGAAAUAAUGAAAUAUGACAUCACUGAAAACAGUAAAGAUUGUUACAGAUUCUAAAUGAAAGUUAAUGGUGACAUGUAUUUAUAUAGAAAUAAUAUUAUACAUGAUAAAUGUGAAGAAGUGACAAAGCCCUUUAUUUUAUUUAUAGUGUAGCAUUUCAGUAACAAACACAAUUGAAAUAAUGUAUACCAUAAAAAAGUGACUUUUGUUGGUGAAUUGUUUUAUAAUCUCUGUAUGUUUCAUGGCAGUGUGAUAAUAUCAAAACAAUUACUAUUCCAAGUUUUUAAGAGCUUGCUUCUUUUUGUAUUGUUUGACAUUUUGACUGAUCCAAGAAUGCUUUUGUUUUUAACUUGCACAUGCUUUUGAGAAAAAAAAGAAUUUUUGAAAAAGAAAUAUGCAUUGUGCAAAAAAUUCUUAAAAGAUUGUUGUAUAGUUUUACAUAUCAGUGAUCUUAUAAAAGAUGGAAAUGUUAUUAACAAGAUUUCAUCUAACCAUCAUAAAACUUGGUUUUGUGGGUCAUUUUUACAGAAAAAAACCAUCCAGUAAUUAAAAGACAGUUUUGUA